Molecule: messenger RNA, 3998 nt
Organism: Ilyonectria robusta
Lineage: Eukaryota; Fungi; Ascomycota; Sordariomycetes; Hypocreales; Nectriaceae
Product: NUC173 domain-containing protein
Exons: 2
Coding region: 91-3852 (1253 amino acids)
Source: RefSeq, a predicted model, not a curated record
GCGUAAAAAAAUUGGGAUUUUACACAAAGCUGGGGUUCUACUUCACCGAACAAUUCCAGGCGCCGCUUUGCGAUCGAAUUGCUCGACAAGAUGGCGACCCCUUCUCUGGCCGAAAAGCUGGACAAGAUCAAGUCCCCUGGUCUUCAGAGCCAACAACGGUAUGUCGUAGUUCUGAAUGCCGUCGAGUCGACUUUGAAGGACCAGAACACGGCCGCGACCCCGACGGGAUACUUUGCCGCGCUCCUCGCGCUUCUCCAGCAGGCGAACAGCAAUGAUAACAUCAACCUGGAGCUGGCCACGCCGGCCGUCUACCUCCUUGACGUCGUUACGCCCUUUGCCCCGCAGCCUCUCCUCCGCGCCAAGUUCACACAGAUCCUGACUCUGCUGGCCCCCAUACUCCUGUUGCAGGAUGCAGAGCCGAUGCUGCUGCGAUCGUCAAUCGGAUGCCUCGAGUCACUGCUUCUAGCCCAGGACUCUGCGUCUUGGGAGCUUGGUGUCACACAGAUUGGACCCCGACGUGCGGUUGCUGGACUCUUGAACAUGUCCCUGGAUCAACGACCCAAGGUGCGAAGAAGGUCUCAGGACGCAUUGAAGAAGGUCCUGCGAAACCCUCCCCCGAGCCCCUCGCUGGACCACCCCGCUGCCGACAUGUGCGCCCAGACGGCUAUGAAGAACCUGGACGACCUGGCUGGUCAGAUUGCGCAGUUGCGAAAGGGAAAGAAGUCUUCCGACACUACCCACGAACCGGCCAUGAUCCACGCUUUGCAACUGGUCAAGACGGUGGCAUCCGCGAGCGGCGGAUGGCCCAGCAAGAAGAUUGAGUCGCUGUGUGAACUGCUGCUCGGAAUUGCCAAGACCGGAAACGAGUAUAUGACGAUGGCUUCUUUCGAGAUCUUCGAAAUGAUUUUCGAGGGAAUGAGCGAUGAGCUUUCGUCUGCCAAGCUGCCGCGCCUGAUGGAGAUCAUCUCCGAGCUCCGCCCGGCUGCCAACGACACCCAGCUCGUGCCCCCGUGGCUGGCGAUUUUGUCGAGAGGAUACGAUGUUUCGGCUCAGAUGGAGCCAGAGGAGACCUUCCAGAACAUCCCCAACUUGUUCGAAAUGAUUGCGCAAUUCCUCGAGUCACCCUCCGAGAACAUUCGAAUUUCCGCGUCCGAGUGUCUGGUUUCCUUCAUGGCCAACUGCGUGCCUCGUCAAGUUAUCCUCGAGCCUUCCAUUUACGACGAGAAAACCCUGGAGAAGAUCGCAAAGACAGCCGAGUCACUGUUGACUGUUCAGUACCAAGCCGCUUGGUUGCAGACCUUCACCGUUUUGGGGGCCAUGUUUGAUGCCCUGCGAUGGAGGGCUUUCCCUAUUAUGCUGAACAUCACCAAGACGAUUGGCGAAAUCCGAGAAAACGGAUCUUUCCGCAACAAGAAGGAUGCGGAUGAGGUGAUCGGAAAGGCCAUCCGGGCAAUGGGACCCGAGGCCGUCCUUUCGGUUCUCCCCCUGAACCUUGCGAAGCCCGCCAAGGGACAACCGGGACGAGCCUGGAUGUUCCCUAUUCUGCGAGAUUAUACUAGCAACACCAACCUGGCCCACUUCAAGAGUGAGAUGGUGCCACUCAGCGAACUGAUGUUCCAGAAGGUGUUGAACCACGGCCAAGCCGAGAAGACCAUGGAGCUCAAGAUUUACGAGACUGUGGUACAGCAAAUCUGGUCCAUUCUUCCCGGUUACUGCGAUUUGCCUCUGGACUUGACCGAGGAAUUCGACCAAGGUUUCGCAGAAAUUCUGGCCAACCUUCUUUACAAGCAGGUCGACCUGCGACUGGAUGUCUGCAGAGCCCUCAAGACUAUGAUCGAAUCGAACAAGGCUAUCGCCGAGAUCGAGGAGGAGGAAGAGGACCUCGUCCUCCAGAGCCGAGUUAGUCGUGCUGCGGCUAAGAAGAACCUCGAGUUCCUUUCGCAAUACGCUGGCAACAUGCUCGCCGUCCUGUUCAACGUUUAUACCCAGACUCUUCCCCAGAGCCGAGGCCCCAUUUUGCAGACCAUUAACGUCUUCCUCAGCAUCACUCCCAACCAGGAGCUUAUGGAGACCUUCGACCGUGUGAGCAAGAUGCUGGCAUCUGAGCUGGAGCAAGCCUCCAAGGAGAGCGAGAAGGAUAAGAAAGAGAAGAAGGAGAAGGCACAGAAGUCUAAGGAUCACAUGCCGUCAACAGCACAGACCCUGAUGGAUCUUGUCAUCACCAUGUCCGUUUAUCUUCCCCGCGAGAGCUUCUCUGCGCUCUUUGAGAUCGCCGCCGUUAUUAUCUAUAAGCAGGACGAGCCUCAAUUACAGAAGAAGGCAUACAAGCUCAUCCCUCGCCUGGCGGAUUCUGAGAUCGGCAAAGCUGCACUCCAAGAGAGGAGUGUCGAGCUGCAGAGCCUCAUCUUUUCCAGCACCGAGAAGGUUUCUGCCCCUGCCCGACGAGAGCGCCUCGCUGCAAUUACCGCCCUCCUCCCCUUCAUCCCUGAUACUUCCCUUCACUUUAUCCCUGCCGUGCUCAGCGAGGUUGUCAUCUGCUGCAAGGAGAACAACGAGCGUGCCCGAGAGACGGCAUACGAGCUCUUGGUCCAGAUGGGACACCGCAUGGCUGGCGCCAACGGUGUUCCCAUUGACAACACUCGGGUUCCUCAUAUGCCCAAGGAUGCCCCCGCUGGUACCGCCAACAUUGAGGAGUACUUUACCAUGGUUAGCGCCGGUUUGGCUGGCAGCACCCCCCAUAUGAUCUCUGCCUCCAUCACUGCCAUCAGCCGGCUGUUGUACGAGUUCCGAGAAGGCCUCAGUGAACAGACCCUCUCUGACCUUGUGCAAACCAUGGAUCUCUUCCUGACCUCCAACAACCGAGAGAUCGUCAAGAGCUGCCUGGGCUUCGUCAAGGUUUGUGUCAUUGGCCUCCCAGUGGAGCUUAUGCUCCCCCGGCUUUCUACUCUCGUACCCAACCUCAUCGUGUGGAGUCAUGAGCACAAGGGCCAUUUCAAGGCCAAGGUCAAGCACAUCCUAGAGCGCAUGGUCCGCCGAUUCGGAUACGACAACAUCCACCAGAACUGCCCCGAGGCGGACAAGAAGCUAAUUGUCAACAUCCGCAAGACAAAGGAGCGAUCCAAGAAGAAGAAGGAUGCCGCAAAGGCAGGAGGUGACGACGACAGUGAUGAUGACGAGGGCCAGGGCAAGCGACAGUUUGAGAACGAGUACGACCAGGCCCUGUACAGCAGUGACUCUGACGGCUCAGACGACGACGAUGACGAGGACGCACCCAGACAAAAUAAGAGGGCUCAGAAGGGAGGCAAGACUUAUAUCGUUGAGGACGAGGACGAACCCCUUGACUUGCUUGACAAGAAGGCCCUCGCCAACAUCUCCUCCACCAAGCCCAUGAAGCUCCGCAAGCCGACCCGCACCAAGGCCAAGGUCGACCUCGACGGCAAGCUCAUUCUCGGCAAGGACGACGAUGAGGCCAUGGAUGUCGAUGAGCCCGAGGCCUCGGGCGUGGGCGCCUACGUCGCUGCCCUCAAGGGCAAGGACGUUGCCAAGCGUGGCCGUGGCGGCAAGCUCAAGUUCUCCAACCGCCGCACCAACGAUGACGAUGACGACGAGGAGAUCGACGACAUGAACGCCGACACUGUCGCUGCCGUCAAGAGCAAGAUGAGCCCCCGGGGCAACGGCCGCUUCCGUGGUGGACGUGGCGAUGGCUUCCGCGGUGGUCGUGGAGGCCGCGGCGGCGGUGCUCGAAGCGGCAAGGGUGGCAUCUCAGCAGGUCGCAAGGGAUUGGGCGUUGAGAAGAGGCAUGGGCCGUCUCUGGCGGGCGUGGGCAAGGGACGGGGCAGAGGGCGCAAUUAGGUGCCUUGUUUAUACCCAUUCGAUAAAUCAGGUUCCGGCAGGUGUUCAAAAUUUACAGUCACGUUUAAGUAUUCAGGUCAUCAAAGUAUACAUAGAUCAUUCACAAGCACAUUUCACAAUCCUUUGCAAGAUAGGCCAGCUCGUUC